Molecule: messenger RNA, 396 nt
Organism: Acanthocheilonema viteae
Lineage: Eukaryota; Metazoa; Nematoda; Chromadorea; Rhabditida; Onchocercidae
Source: the annotation of a GenBank genome assembly
AUGAUUUGGCGGCAUGUUAACACGGCAGCUCGCGUCAUCAAAGGCACAAUCCGUCGUGACUUACCGUCAAAGGUUGCAUUAUGGUUAACACCUGAAGCUGUGAAGCGUGUCAAAUAUUUGCUAAGCAAGCAGCCGGAGACGACAGCGUUAAAAAUAAGUGUAAGGCAACGCGGUUGUAAUGGAUUGACGUAUACGCUCGAUUAUGCGCAACGAAAGGCAAAGUUUGAUGAAGAAGUUGUCCAGGAUGGUGUGCGUUUAUGGAUUGAUCCGAAAGCGCAGCUGACGCUAUUAGGUAGUGAAAUGGACUAUGUGGAAGAUCGUUUGUCUUCCGAAUUCGUUUUUCGCAAUCCAAACAUUAAGAGUACUUGUGGUUGCGGUGAAAGCUUUAGUAUAUGA